AUGCAAGGCUCUUUUUAAGAGAAGGAAGCUCUAGCUGACAUAUUUAGUUAAGUUAAGAAUGUAGAUGAAGAUAUCUUUGGAGUCAUAUUAAAAAUAUUAAGAAAGGAAAGAGUUUAAGAUUGUAUUGGAUAUCUUUCUGAUAAUAGAAAUCAAAUAAAUUUAGAAUAAUAAAUCUUACAACAAAUAGAGAAUAUCACCCAAGCUGAUGCGGAAUAAAAAUUGUCUUUUAUUUCAAAUGACAUGAAAUAAAUUACAGAUGUAUUAAAAAAUUUAAAAGAUCAUGAAUUCAAUUUGAAAGACUAUUCCUCAUAAGCAUUUUAAGAGAUUAAAAAGGAACUGAUGAGUAAGAUAUAAGGUGAGAAGAACAUGAUUGAGUUAUUAAAAUUCUUAGUCCAAAUUACAAGUAUAGAUGAUCAAUUCAUCUAAUGUGGAUCCAAUUCACUUCAUAUGUUGGUGAUGAUGAAGAUAGAUAUGAGAAACUAAUCAUUUGAGAAUAUCAGGAUGAAGAAUACUUCUUUGAUUGGUGGUAACUUUGUUAGAUGUAAUAUGAAUGGAUCAGAAUUUGAGAAUGUGGAUAUUAGCGGAGUCAAUUUUAAUGG
This is a messenger RNA of Paramecium pentaurelia, 599 nucleotides long. The record is from the annotation of a GenBank genome assembly. NCBI's taxonomy places the organism in Eukaryota, Ciliophora, Oligohymenophorea, Peniculida, Parameciidae.